This is a messenger RNA of Scomber japonicus (chub mackerel), 1477 nucleotides long. RefSeq lists its product as uncharacterized. The transcript is spliced from 4 exons. Lineage: Eukaryota; Metazoa; Chordata; Actinopteri; Scombriformes; Scombridae. Bases 124 to 618 code for a protein of 164 amino acids. Gene Ontology annotation, biological process: dolichol-linked oligosaccharide biosynthetic process. The record is from RefSeq and is a predicted model, not a curated record. Gene Ontology annotation, molecular function: hexosyltransferase activity.
CGGAAGUAGCUGUCACUUACUUGGCGUGCUGUUGUGGGAUGAUGCAGAUGAGCUGAAAACUGUUUAAAAUGACACCAAAACAAGCAUGAAAACUGAUUAAAAGUGCUUUUUCUGUGAGCAGCGAUGAAGACCGUGUUUGUGACGGUCGGCACCACGAGCUUUGAUGAGCUCAUUGAAAACGUGACGUCGUCUGAAGCUGCUCAGGCUUUAAAAUCUCGUGGAUAUGAGCGUUUGGUUCUUCAGGUUGGAAGAGGAUCUAUUCUUCCAGAUGCUGACAGCUGUCCACACAUCAGACUGGAGGCUUUUCGAUUCAAAGACUCGAUAGCGGAGGACAUGAAGCGAGCUGACCUCGUUAUUAGUCAUGCAGGGGCAGGAAGCUGCUUGGAGGCCCUCGGUGCAAACAAGCCUCUGCUAGUCGUUGUCAAUGACAAGCUGAUGGACAACCACCAGCUGGAGCUGGCCAGACAGCUACACAUGGACUCCCACUUGCUUUACUGCACCUGCAGCACCUUGACAGAAACACUGAGGACCAUGGAUCUGUCUCUUCUUCAGCCUUUUCCGCCUGGACAGCCGAAGAAUUUUGCAAACUUUCUCGACAAAGCCCUCGGCAUCCAGUGAAACUUUAAUUUGAACAGGACUGCUUAUGUUCUUAAACUGAAUUCAACAAUAUCAUGUUGAUACAUGGUUUAUACAUUAUGAUUGUACAGUACACAGCUGUUUAACAUGAUUUAUUCUAUUUUUAUACCCAGUGGGUAUUUGUUAAUAAUACAUUCUGAACUUCGCUGACAUUUGGUUGUUUUUUCAGGUGUGACAUGCUGAAUAGCUCCAAACCACAGUGUCCAUUUUAAAGGAGGAAGUUUUGGCCCUUACUGUUUAUAUUUAAAGUAGAAUCUUCUCUUCUCUACUUUUUCAACUAAGUCAAACCUAAAUCUGCAUAACGUCAGGAGAAACAGGAGCAUUUUAAAAUGUUUUCUUAGCUCAGAUAAGAGGCACCACCUUCCGCUUAAGUGAUCAGUGUAUGAGAGGCCGUCAUAAAUCAUCUGACCUGCAGAGAAGAGUCAUACUGUGUUUGUAUUAGGAGCUGAAAUCCUCAAUGAAGUUCUGUUGAGAUAUUUUUAAUUUAUUUUGAAGACAGAGAUCAAAUCUUUUUUUCAGCUUUGUGGAGCGACCGACUCAUCAAGAAAAAGUUUGUUUGUAGAGAAUGUACUGCUGUUGCUCUAAUGCUGCUGAUUCAUGAUGUCUUUACGCAACACUUUCUUCAUAUGGAGAGGUUUUGUUUUACAGGAAAUGAUGGGUGAACAGCAGCACGUAGUCAAGUUCUGCUCUAAGCUGAGUUUAGACUCACAGCAGGAAACAUUUUUGUCCACUUUAUACCACAGAGUAAAAGUCAGAAGGUUUCAGCAGCCACUUUGAUUAACUUAACAAAUUGCUGUGUUCAUCUGAUAACGGGCAGCUAGUCAAACAAGCUAACACUGAU